Messenger RNA from Glossina fuscipes, 1402 nucleotides. RefSeq names its product 20-hydroxyecdysone protein (gene ImpE2). The record is from RefSeq and is a predicted model, not a curated record. The coding region runs from base 135 to 1310 and encodes 391 amino acids. Lineage: Eukaryota; Metazoa; Arthropoda; Insecta; Diptera; Glossinidae. The transcript has a single exon.
GCAAACUAAGCUUAACACAUUUAAGUCGCCUCUCCUCGAGUGUUAAGGUGAUUAUAGUGGCAAAGAAAAAAAAAAAAGAGUAAAAAAGAGAAAAAAAAGAAGAAAGAAAAAGCAAAUCAUUUAUAUUGUAAACGAUGGCCAUGCGUUUACUACGUAACGUUAGUGGAAUUUUAUUUUUGAUAGUUGUCAGCGAAGCUGGCUUAUAUUUACGGCAAGCGCGCAACGCGCAAGAACUACUUAUACCGGUGGCUAUUAUAACAGAUAGUGCAGACACUUUAGACACUCAACAAAAUUUCGUUACAGUUAACGAAAUCAUACCAGAGGAGUUAGGGAAAUUUGAUCAGGAAAAAUUGAAAAUCGAGAAUCAUGCCAGCACUACUACAGAAACUGAUAAAGAUAUUAUAAGAAAAGAGGAACAGACAAGCAUUGCUAACUUAGAGUCUAAUGAAAAUAAAGCUCUCUCUCUUAAGCAGUUAAGUGCGAGUUCGGAAAAUGUAUUAAAUGCGGAGAAAGAAGCCGAAUCCACGCAAACCUCUGAAACGGUAGAGCCCCAUAAACUUUUGCUCGAAAAUGAAGAAAAUUUGGACCAAACUGAUAGCAACAAAAAUACUGUUACUGACAGUGAAGGUCAAGGUAAUUUACGUCAGGGCACUCAGGCCCCACCACAACAAACCACUCAGGCUAAUAUUGUUCAGCAAUUUAUACAAAAUUCACCGUUUGGUCCAUUCUUUAAUCAAUUAACCGGACAAAAUCCUAGCGAUGCGAGCAAUAAUCCCGUAACGUCGGCCCCCUUUAAUCCACUACAAAGUGUUGUUAAUGGCACGACACAAGCUUUCCAAGGCUUUCAACAAUUCGCCUCAAACUUGUUCGGUUUAAAUCAGAAUGCGGAGGCUACAUCACCUCGUCCCGGUCCAAUUCAGACAUUUGUAAGCAAUCUUAUAGGCGGCAACAACCCACCAACGCAGCAACAGCAGCUACAGCAACCUCAGCAACAAGGCCCUUUACAAAGUAUUCUAAGUGUAUUCCAAGGGGGCAACAAUAACCGUCCUCCGGGUAACUCUAAUGCACCAGCUAUCGCAGCUAAUAACGCAAGUAUUGAUAAUAGAGAGCCGGAAAAGCAAGACCCGCAAAUUACGGAACAAGAUAAUCAGGAAGCCUCAGCCGACGAAGAGGAUAAUAAACUACGUGAUAGUGCUGAAGUUGAUGAUUCUUUCGAAGAGCUUAACAAACCUAACGAAGUAAUUAUCAUAAAUGAUGACAACGAUGCUCGGGCGAUUAAAAAAACUCAAGACUAUCCGACAAAUAAAUAAUUAUUCGUCAAAAAUAUUAGCUUUUUAGGAAUUUUAGUAUUUACUUAAGGAAAUGAAUAGAAAAAAAAAGGAAAAAUUUUUUUUCAAAAAAC